Molecule: messenger RNA, 4082 nt
Organism: Aaosphaeria arxii CBS 175.79
Lineage: Eukaryota; Fungi; Ascomycota; Dothideomycetes; Pleosporales
Exons: 4
Coding region: 94-4047 (1317 amino acids)
Biological process (GO): glutathione metabolic process
Cellular component (GO): cytosol
Molecular function (GO): 5-oxoprolinase (ATP-hydrolyzing) activity
Source: RefSeq, a predicted model, not a curated record
ACGCACUUGAUGCCUAUGGAAAACAUCAUUAUAGUUUCUUUUCUCUAUUCUUCUUGAUCCUAUUGUAUUGUGGGUUAGGACAGACCUUUCGUCAUGCCACACGUUGAAUCACCACCCCCAAGUCACGGUAUUCGCAUUGCGAUAGACCGCGGUGGCACGUUCACAGAUUGUUUAGCCAUUGUACCGGGGAAGGAAGAUAUUGUGAUCAAAUUGCUCUCUAAUGAUCCAACAAACUAUGCGGACGCGCCCACAGAGGGUAUUAGAAGAAUUCUGGAGCAAGCUACCGGAGAGUCUAUCCCCCGAGGCCAACAGAUCGAUACAAGCAACAUCGAAUCGAUAAAAAUGGGAACUACAGUAGCGACAAAUGCUCUUCUUGAGCGUUCAUCAACGCGAUGCGCUUUGGUGGUGACAGAGGGUUUUAAAGACCUCCUUCGCAUUGGGGACCAAACACGCCCGAAAUUAUUCGACCUCAAUAUUCGGCGUCCUGAGACUCUAUUUGAUGAUGUGCUUGAGAUUCAAGAGCGAGUAACACUUCAUGACUCAACGGAAGACAAGGGUAGUCUCAGAGAUCCCCAACGGAGCUCUUUCAAUCUCAAAAUUGGAAUCGGAGGCGAGGCAGUUCGAAUCAUAAAGCCCCUAAACAUAGACAGUGCGCGUGAAGGACUUCAGACACUCUUCAAUAAAGGAGUCCGAUCUCUCGCGAUUACGUUGCUUCAUUCCUACACUUUUCCAGACCAUGAACUGCAAGUGGCUGAGCUUGCUAGCAAAAUUGGCUUUACUCAAAUUUCCAUCUCGUCUCAGAUCUUUCCCAUGAUCAAAGCUAUAUCACGUGGCUAUUCGGCAACUGCAGAUGCAUAUCUCACCCCUUUGACAAAAGCUUACAUCGACGGCUUUCGAAAAGGCUUCCGGGGUCAUCUGGAGGAUAAGGAUGGCGCUCGUUGCGAGUUUAUGCAAAGCGACGGCGGCUUAGUCGGUUGGCAAAACUUCAGUGGUCUGAAAGCAAUUCUCUCAGGACCUGCCGGUGGCGUGGUGGGUUUCAGCAAAACAUGCUUUGACGUCACACGGAAGAGGCCAGUUAUUGGGUUUGACAUGGGCGGCACAAGCACAGAUGUCUCCCGGUAUGCAGGAUCCUUGGAGCACACAUUCGAGUCAAUCACUGCUGGUAUUACGAUCCAAUCACCUCAGCUCGAAAUUGAUACUGUUGCAGCAGGUGGUGGAAGCAUUCUGUCUUACCGUAAUGGGCUCUUCCUCGCUGGGCCCUCGUCUGCGAGUGCUCAUCCAGGGCCCGCUGCAUAUAGAAAGGGUGGCCCAUUGACUGUCACUGAUGCAAAUCUUGUGCUUGGUCGCCUCCAAGCUGAGUAUUUCCCCAAAAUUUUCGGAAAGUCCGAGAAGGAGCCGCUCGAUUACGAGGGAUCCAAAGCAGCUUUUGAGAAGCUACUGCAACAGGUUAACAAGGACCUGAUAGCCGCGGGUGGAAAACCCAAGACUGUUGAGGAACUGGCACUGGGUUUCUUAGACGUUGCGAAUGAGACUAUGUGUCGGCCUAUUCGAUCAUUGACUGAAGCAAAGGGAUACCGAACAUCCGAGCAUGAUCUUGCCGUGUUUGGAGGAGCUGGAGGACAGCAUGCUUGUGCAAUCGCAGCAAAUCUUGGAAUCGAUCGGAUCUUCAUUCAUCGCUACUCUUCGAUCCUUUCCGCCUACGGAAUGGCUCUCGCACACGUAGUUCGAGAUCUUCAAGAACCUUGUUCGAUGACGCUCUCUACGUCGCUGGAAGAGUUGGACAAUCGUCUUGCUGAUCUCGAGAAGGCAGGUGCAGUGGAACUUGCCAAAGAAGGUUUCAAUGGAAACUUAUCGUUUGAACAUUUCCUCAAUUUGCGAUACGAUGGAUCAGACACGACUUUCAUGGUGCCUCGACCUGAAUCUGGAGGUUGGGAAGAAGCAUUCAUUGCUGAACACAAGCGACAAUUUUCAUUCAUAAUGCCUGGCCGCGCGAUUCUUGUGGAAAACGUGCGCGUUCGUGCAACGGCCCAGGGGUCAUCCACUGAGCCGGAAUUGGAUCUCGAUAAGCAGCUUUCGGAUACUCCACCUGUCCCAGUUUCGAUCAAGAAGGCGUCCAAUGAAGUAAAGAUUUUCUUCGAAGACGGUUGGACCAGGGCCUCGCUCUUCUAUCUUUCAUCUCUCAACACAGGUGACUCGAUCCAAGGCCCUGCGAUAAUUCUAGACGACACUCAAACUAUUGUUGUUCCGCCAAAGGCCAAGGCCUUCAUACUGGACCGUCAUGUAGUCCUGGAGCUUGAGAGCAACAUCGCAGCCAGCGAGAAGAAGAAGGAGUCUGUACCUCAAGCUGUUGAUCCCGUGGAACUCACGGUCAUGGCACAUCGCUUCAUGAGCAUUGCUGAACAAAUGGGACAUGCUCUGCAGAAAACAAGUGUAUCUGUUAAUAUUAAGGAGCGUUUGGAUUUCAGCUGUGCACUGUUUAGCCCAGACGGUAGACUAGUUGCGAACGCGCCGCAUGUUCCAGUGCAUCUUGGCAGUAUGGAGCAAGCUGUUAUGUACCAACACAAACGGUACGAAGGUCAACUAAGACCUGGGGACGUGAUUGUAGCGAACCAUCCUAUAUCAGGAGGCACUCACCUCCCCGAUAUCACCUGCGUAACCCCGGUUUUCGACAAAGACGGCAAGAACAUUAUUUUCUACACCGCAUCUAGAGGCCAUCAUCAAGAAAUUGGUGGUAUCCUGCCGGGAUCUAUGCCUGCCGGAAGCGUGGAGCUUUUCGAAGAAGGAGCAAUGAUAGUUUCCGACUUUCUCGUUCGAAAUGGGACCUUCGACGAGAAAUUGAUUACCCGACUUUUGCUGGAGGAACCCGCCAAGUUUCCAGGCUGUUCAGGCACUAGGAAACUGGCUGAUAAUAUUAAUGACUUGAAGGCACAGGUCUCUGCAAAUGCCAAAGGCGCUAUGCUUCUGUCUGAUCUGAUUGAAGAGCGAGGACUUGCCUCUGUUCAUCUUAACAUGCACGCGAUCACCUCAAAUGCUGAGGCGUGUGUUCGGAAGUUUAUGAAGAAAACGUAUGAACAGCAUGGUGGCAAGCCCUUGGUCGCGCUCGAUCAUAUGGAUGACGGCACACCAAUCAAGCUUGAAAUCACUAUCAACCCCAACAAUGGCUCCGCUCACUUCGACUUCACCGGCACGGGAGAGGAAGGCUUCCACUCCUUUAACGCCCCGCAAGCAAUCGCCCGCAGCGCCACUCUUUAUGUCCUGCGCUGUCUCAUCAAUGAAGACAUUCCGUUGAAUGAAGGGUGUCUGCGUCCGCUAGACUUCACAAUUCCUGAAGGAAGUAUAUUGAAUCCCUCUCCUCAAGCGGCCGUAUGCGCAGGUAACCCUAUCACUUCACAACGUGUUACCGACGUAGUAAUCAAAGCCUUCGACGCAUGCGCUGCAAGCCAAGGUGACUGUAACGUGUUUUCCUUUGGCAUUAACACAGAUUAUGAUGUCGACGGUAAUGCCAUCCCGGAUUCUGGAUUCGGGUUUGGAGAGACAAUCUGCGGAGGGUCUGGCGCGGGUCCAGGAUGGAAUGGUACGAGUGGAGUACAUAUUCACAUGACCAACACCCGAAUUACCGACCCUGAAAUGCUCGAGAAACGCUACCCAGUUAUUCUCCAAGAGUUUAGCAUUCGUGAAGGCUCCGGGGGUAAAGGACAGUGGAAUGGCGGUAACGGAAUCCGUCGUGUCUAUGAAUUUGAGAGAGACGUGGGGGCUUCUAUUGUCAGCGAACGUCGUGUCACUAGACCGUACGGUAUGCAUGGUGGCGAGGAUGGAAAGUCGGGUGUCAACUACAUCGUGAAAAAGCAUGGUGGAAGGUGGUGUCGGCUCGGUGGCAGGAAAGACUUUAGGGCAUCGAAGGGAGACCGUGUCGUUAUUGACACCCCUGGGGGUGGAGCUUGGGGAACAGGCCAACUAGGCGUAUCUGAAGCUGUUAUUUCGAGCAAUACUGGGGCUGAGAGGAGAUUUGUUAGUCAAUUUCAGCUUGCUCAAGAAGCGAGUAACUAGUGUAGUGCAGUUACGAUCUAAUGAAAGAAAUCAAC